Messenger RNA from Seriola aureovittata, 3319 nucleotides. RefSeq names its product nuclear assembly factor 1 homolog (S. cerevisiae) (gene naf1). Bases 75 to 1328 code for a protein of 417 amino acids. Gene Ontology annotation, cellular component: sno(s)RNA-containing ribonucleoprotein complex. The record is from RefSeq and is a predicted model, not a curated record. The transcript is spliced from 9 exons. Gene Ontology annotation, molecular function: RNA binding. Gene Ontology annotation, biological process: ribosome biogenesis; pseudouridine synthesis; box H/ACA snoRNP assembly. Lineage: Eukaryota; Metazoa; Chordata; Actinopteri; Carangiformes; Carangidae.
UCUGUUUAACAGACUCGGGUCCAGAGUUCCAUGAGGUUGUUCGCUGUCCGGGUUUGGUAGCUUCACAAACACAGAUGGAUGAAAAACUACUCAAGGAAAAUGGAGAGGCUUUACCGACACAGGAGGAGGAGAUGGAGGUUACCGAGACAACACAACCUGUUAGUCUCACUGUAACCUCUGACGGUGAGGACCUGUCAUCAAAUACACAAACACAGUCGGAUGAAAAACUAGCUGUACUUACAGACUCUACUGCAGCGUUGCUUUCUUUGACCACUGUGUGUAAGACAGAGGAGUGUGAUGAUGAUGACUCCGAGGAUUCAGACAGUGACAGCUCCUCCUCUUCCUCCUCAUCGUCCUCUUCUUCCUCGUCCUCCUCUUCUCCCUCUGCCCCAGUAUUUGAGGAUGACGACGAUGAGGGUUUCAGCCAACCAGCCCCCAUCAAAACCAGAGACGAAGUCCUGCUCGAGGAGCUGCCAGCAGUAGAGGAGGUGUGUGUGUCGUUACCAGAGGAUGCAGAGCUGCAGCCUGUAGGAACAGUCUCCAGUAUCAUACAGCAGCUUGUGAUCAUCCAGUCUCUGAAAGACACGCCCCCUCUGACUGAUGACAGCAUCAUCUUUACGUCUGAUAGGCAGGCGGUGGGCAAGGUGUUCGAGGUGUUCGGUCCAGUCACCAGCCCACUGUAUAUUCUGCGUCUGAACUCGCUGGAUCAGAUAAGCACCAAGCAGCUGACGGAAGGAAUGACUGUUUAUUACGCACCAGCCAUCAAAGAGUACACAGGAUACAUCCUCACACAACAGCUUAAACUUUUAAAGGGAUCUGAUGCAUCGUGGAAGAACGAUCAGGAACCACCUGAAGAGGCUUUAGAUUACAGUGAUGAUGAGAAAGAGCAGGAGGCAAAGAGGAAGGUGAAAAACUCCAAGAAGAGGCGGGAUAAUAACAAUACAGAUAAUCCUGCUCAAAUUAUCCAGAACACUUUGCAGCAGCAGCAGCAGCAGCAGCACCGUGACGUCAGGGGUUUCCCACCAAGACACGCAGGGCCUUCAUUUAGGCACCAGAACCCGAGGAACAAACAGCCUCCAUUCAGACACACACACACACAUACACUAUCCCAACACACAGACGUGCCUCCCAUGAACCUCCCGCCUCUCUGCCCUUACCCUCCUCCCCUUCCUCACCAUUUUCCCCCGCCCAGCUUCCCUUUCUACCCUCCUCCUCCGUCUUUCUUCAAUCCAUCCUUCUCCUCUCCUCUCUGGCCGCCAAACUCUUUCCCUUACUCUGACCUCCUUCCCCCCCCUCCUCCUCCCCCUCCUCCUCCUCCGCCUCAGUGACACCUAACAGACACUCCGUAAGUGUACACACACUUCCUUCAGUGAGUUUAUGUUUUGGUCUUGUUAGAAGAAUGUGUCUUCUGUCUGUUGACUGUCGGACGGACACAUCAUCCACGUGUAUCAAUCAUGUUUAUCAGUCUGCGUCGUCACGGAUUAUAAAAUAAAAUGUAAACUUCAUGUAGCUGAUGGGGCCAAGUGAUGGAACCACCUACUGUUGUAUUUUAAAGUUUAUGAUUUAAAACUUUAUUCUAAUUAUUUCGACCUCCUGUGGGAACAAGGAAAGUCGCCCCUGAUCAAAAUCAACUUUUAUUUUCUUUUUAUUACGUGCCGUUUACACCUUGUUCACACGCAUUUACUGAAACACUGGAGAGGCUUUGUGAAGUUUGUGAAAUAUCACGUGUGACAACCAGUCACACGUGAUAUGAAACAUUAGCACUUAGUUUCUUCAUGAUAUAACUUCACUGAGCUGGUGCGACUUAUGAAAGAACCCAUGUGAGGAAACGCAUCAAUCGGAAGUUCCUCUUUCACCAGUGUUAUGAAAAACUGCAGAACAACAGCUGAGUGUGUAAAUGACAUGCCCACAGUGUAAAUACAUGUGUGUGAACGAGGUGUGAGCUCUACAUGUUUCUCCUGACCUCUCUGGCCCUGUUUAGACCUGGUAUUAACGUCUGUCUCAGGUGAUCCAAUCACCAGUGGACAGCUUUAAGCUCAGGUGUGAACACACCCAAGACGCAUUGAGGACGCAUUUGAGAUCUGAUCACUCAGACCACAUUCAGAGGAGGUCUGGACCACAUGAGACCACAUUCUUUUAGCAGUGUGAACGUGAAUGUGUCCAGGACCACACUGAAGGACCAACUACUCUACUGACCUCCUCUGUCACAGUCUGAUUAGUCCCGACACAGUUUAUAAUGAACGGAAAAUAUUUUACUAUUUCAAGUGGAUAAAUCCUGCUUUCACGGUUGAACUGUGCACAGCGCAUUGAUUCACUGAACCCCUCUGUGCCCCACUUGUUCUCUCUCUCUCUCUCUCUCUCUCUCUCUCACUCACUCACUCACUCACUCACUCACUCACUCACUCACUCACUCACUCACUCACUCACUCACUCACUCACUCACUCUCUCACUCACUCACUCACUCACUCACUCACUCACUCACUCACAGAAACAUUUUAAAUUCAGGUGUGAAGUGAAGAGGUUAAUGGGACUCGUCAUGAAACAUGUUUAAACGUGGGUAUUAAGUAUCUGAGAGUCACAUGGUGUCAUUCUGUGACGGCUGAGUAGAGCAACAGGCAGGUCAUGUAGAGUGAGAUGAAUUGUUGGCUUGUGUAUGUGGUUUUCACCUGAAGGAGAAUCGUGCGUUUUGAAAUAGUUAGAAUAGUGUGUGUGACGAGUGCUGCCAUCAGUGUUCCAUAGGAGAUCACAGUCACAUCAGUUUCCUUCACACAGGCUUGUAUUUACACAAUGGACCCGCUGAGUCAGUGAUAUUGAUCAUCUGAGAAAAAAAUGAUGUCAUGCAGGCAGAGUUUUAUUGUUUCAUUAUAGUUCCGCAAAUUUUAAUUUCCGAUGUAGUCGUGCUGUUUGUGUUUUAGUUACUGCAGAAAAUGUUUUUUUUUCGUUUGAACAUUUAAAGUUUAAAUAACAACAUAAACAGUUGAGACUCAGGCUUUGUUAUUUAAAUGUACCACAGUGUGUUCUGGUCCCGUCUCAUCUGUAACAUCUUCUUUUGACACAGUCAGAGAACAGAAGGCAAGUGAUGACUUUGGACUCUGGAGGUUUUUAAUGUGAACUCAGUUACAGCCACAUGUACACCUGCUUGGGCAUACGUUGUCCACUAAUGUUGGAGUUUCAGGUGUGAACAGAGAGAUGUGAACAUGAAUUGAAAUAUGGGCGUGAUAUUGUACAUAUUCCUUUUUUUUUGUACCAGACUACUUUGUAAAUGUUUGCACCAUUUCAAGAGCUGAGGAAUAAAUGUGUCAGUGUGUUUGAGCCACA